Molecule: messenger RNA, 687 nt
Organism: Penicillium digitatum Pd1
Lineage: Eukaryota; Fungi; Ascomycota; Eurotiomycetes; Eurotiales; Aspergillaceae
Source: RefSeq, a predicted model, not a curated record
AUGGAAAAUGAUCCCCCAACCCCCAAAUCCCCCCACAGCAUCAGCUGGCUCUCCGAACGAACCCUCUCAGUUUCCACCGCAUCAACCACCACCCUAGCAGACCCCUUCAGCCCAAUGAGCAUCGCCUCCCCAAGCCUAACACCCCUAGACUCCACCGAAUCCCCCCUCCUAAUCAAGUAUGCCAAGGUCCCCUUCCGAGAGAGUCCCAACUUCCACCCCCAUUUCAUCCCCCUCCUACGCCACCUCUCCUCCCACCUCUGGCCCCUCGUCAACUGCGAAACAGGCCUCGAACACCUGGACUUCCCACGAAAUAUGCUGGCCUACAACCUUCUGACCUCGGAGCAGGUCGAUAACCUCGCCCGUCACUUCCAUCAGGUCUACCCGCCUGUCCCAGCAACUUUUAACUAUCCUACCUAUAUAACCCCGUGGAUCGGCACGUCGGAGGAGACGACCAUUGAUCUCCCUACGAGGAUAAAGAGGAUGGGAAAGUUUUUUGGGCUAAGGGGAUGUGAGGAGGAUGUGGAUAUGGAGAUGGAUGCUGUUGCACAAGGAAAGGCUGGUGAAAAUGGGAACGGGGAGAAUAUGAGUGAAAGUGAAGAUGAGCUACUACGCCAGAUGGAGUUGGAGUGGCAACAGGCAUUACAAAGGGCGUAUGCGGAGGAGUCGCAUCGCUGGAACUUGAAGUGA